This is a messenger RNA of Cuculus canorus (common cuckoo), 1337 nucleotides long. RefSeq names its product late histone H2B.L4. NCBI's taxonomy places the organism in Eukaryota, Metazoa, Chordata, Aves, Cuculiformes, Cuculidae. Gene Ontology annotation, molecular function: protein heterodimerization activity; DNA binding; structural constituent of chromatin. Gene Ontology annotation, cellular component: nucleosome. The record is from RefSeq and is a predicted model, not a curated record. The transcript has 2 exons. The coding region runs from base 981 to 1337 and encodes 118 amino acids.
GCGCGGAGUGCUCUAGUCCCGCUGUGCACGCUGGGAGUUGUAGUCCCGCUGAGGGGGUGUUAUGGCGGUGUGGGGCUGCGCAGCGCGAUGCCAUGGGGGAUGGCGGCGUUCUUGCCUGUGUCCCCAUCCCACCCUCAUCUCCAUCCCUGUAUCCAUGUCCCCAACCCUGUCUCUGUCCACCUGUCGCGUUGAGAAGUGACCUACAGGGCUCAUCUAGUCACCAAGGGUUAGAGCGAGCGUUGCCAGAGCCGCAAGUUGCGUUUCAUGGACAUGGGGACAUGGAUCUGUUGGAGCCCAAAGCCCCUCCAGUCCCACCCCCUGCCGUGGGCAGGGACACCUCCCACUGGAUCAUAUUGCUCCAAGCCCCAUCCAGCCUGGCCUUGAACCCCUCCAGGGAUGGGGCAGCCACCGCUGCUCUCGGCAAUCUGGGCCAGGGCCUCCCCCCCCCACCAGGAGAACAUUCCUCCCUAAGAUCUCAUCUCAAUCUCCCCUCUUUCAGAUCAAAACCAUUCCCUGCAUCCUAUCCCUGCACUCUCUGAUCGAGAGCCCCUCCCCAGCUUUCCUGGAGCCCCUUUCAGCCCUGGAAGCUGCUCCAAGGUCUCCCUGCAGCCUUCCCUUCUCCAGGAUGAACCCCAACUCUCUCAGCCUGUCCUCGACCAGGAGAUGCUCCAGUGCUCAGAUCAUCUCCGUGGCCUCCUCUGGUCUCACUCCAACAGCUCCACAUCCCUCCUGUGCUCAUGAGGUGCUGCUGCUCCUGCUCACCUCUUCACCCACAUUACCCUCAACCCUUCUCUCAGGUCUGAAAGUUUGACUGAAUCCGCCCCUCGCAGCUGCCCCUCCCUUGGUGCGAAGUGGAAUAAUCACCCACAGAUGUGGUUGGAGCUGCUCCUCGGGGGCUGCACCGGGGCGGGUGAGGGGCUGCUACCUUUCCUAUAUAACCAGACCCAGGGCAGCUCCUGAGGGCUUUCUUGGAAGCUGAGAUGAGUGCAGAACCUGGGCGAAAGCGUGGGCAUGCUCCCACCUCUGGGGACAGGAGGUCUAAGAAGAAGCCAAAGAGAAAGGAGACCUAUUCAGUCUACAUCUACAAAGUUCUCAAGCAGGUGCACCCGGACACCGGCAUCUCCUCCAAGGCCAUGAGCAUCAUGAACUCCUUCGUCAAUGACAUUUUCGAGCGUCUGGCCUCGGAGGCGUCGCGCCUGGCCCAGUACAACCACCGCUCCACCAUCACCAGCCGUGAGGUGCAGACGGCUGUCAGGCUCCUGCUGCCCGGCGAGCUGGCCAAGCACGCUGUCUCUGAGGGCACCAAGGCUGUCACCAAGUACACCAGCAGCAAGUGA